AUGCAGCUCCACCCGCGCACCAGCACGCCCUCGGCCUCGACGGUCCUCCGCGACUUCCUCAACCAGGCAAAAUGCACCUGCUGCACGGUGCGCGUGGUGGAGCUGACCAAGCAGCGUGCCGUCGUGGAGUGGGGUUCCGUCCCAUACUUCACGGCGCGGGGCCAACGGGCCGAGUUUGUCUAUUACACGGCCGAGCGCGUCGCCGACGUCCGGCCGGAUCUUCUUCGGACCUGGACGACGGGACGUUCGGGAGCGGGAGCGGGAGUGGGGCAGCAAGGCAACGGCAACGGCAGAAAGGAGGAGACGGCCGAGUGGAUCCGCGACCGACUCCGCGAUAGCUGGCUCGUCGAGCAGCUCGCGUACUGGGUCGAGUUUCUCGAGGAGUGGAAGUCGUACCGCGAGUGGUAUGUGUACAAGCCCGAGUUGUUCGAGGGCAAGGAGCCGGAUGUGCUGAGUCCUGGCUGCGAGGGCUGCGUGAAGCCGCAUUGGCCCGGCGGGUUGCGGCGACGGGCUUCAUCUUGCGCUUGA
Messenger RNA from Colletotrichum abscissum, 528 nucleotides. RefSeq lists its product as uncharacterized. The transcript has a single exon. Bases 1 to 528 code for a protein of 175 amino acids. The record is from RefSeq and is a predicted model, not a curated record. NCBI's taxonomy places the organism in Eukaryota, Fungi, Ascomycota, Sordariomycetes, Glomerellales, Glomerellaceae.